UUAGUAAAAAGUAAUAAUUGUGUGGAUUCAAGUUUGAAAGUAAGUGAAGAUAUUUGUGAACUUUUAGAUUUAGAAUUAGAAUUGGAAGGUAGUAUGGAUCUAGAAGUAAUUGAGGAUAAUUUUGGGCCUGUUUUAAGGCUUGAAUUAGGUGGUUUAGGUUUGAAAGUAAGAGAAAAUAGUAAAGGUUUAGUAAAAAGUAAUGGUAGUAUAAAUUCAGAUUUGAAACUAGUGAAAAGUAGAUCUAGUGUAGUAUCAGAUUUUGGGUCAGGUUCUGUAUAUUCAUUAAGUUUUGAAAAAGAUGAUAUUACUGAGUUGUAUAUUGGCUUACAAUUUGAUUCUUGGAAAGCUGCUGAAUAUUACAUAAAGGAAUAUGAAAGAAAAAAGAAAUUUGCAGUUAAAAAAUAUCGUGUUCAAUUCUCAGCUGACCAAUUAGUAAAAAAAAGAACAUUUGUAUAUGAAAAGACUGGAAUAUAUAAACCUAAUAAAGUGAAACCAUCAAAUCAACAAUGCAAUAAAGGGACACAAGCCUUUAUAAAUGAUGAGACACAAGAAAGUUAUGAGUGGAUAUUACAACAGACAUUAAAUGCAACUGGUCUUGAACCACAAGUUAUUUUAACAGAUAUAGACCCAGCUAUGGAUGCUGCUUCUGUUUCUGCUAGUUCUUCUAUGGCUAAUAUAGUAGAAGCAUUAGAUUCUCGAAUGCAACAAGAAGCUAUGAAUAAGAGUUUUAUGGCUUGA
Racocetra fulgida is the source of this 738-nucleotide messenger RNA. The record is from the annotation of a GenBank genome assembly. Lineage: Eukaryota; Fungi; Glomeromycota; Glomeromycetes; Diversisporales; Gigasporaceae.